AGGAGGAAGAAGACGCCAUUAGGGGCCGGGGUCCGGCGGCCGCUGGGAGCGUUGUGGUCCUUGGCGUCUUCUUCCCCAGCGGCUUUCCCCUCCGCGGUUUCCGUGGCUCUUUCCCCUUCUCGCUCCCGCCCCGCGAGUUUCCCCUCUCGCUUUCCCGUGGGUCCCCGUCCCGGUAGGGCGGCGGCGCGGCCGCGGUGCGGACCGUUGAUGUGAGGCGGCGGCCCGGCUUGCCGGCGAGGCGCGGAUGGCGGCGGCGGCGGGGAGCGGUGCGGCGGCCGGCGGCCGCAGCUUUUCCUUCAAGGUGGUGCUCCUCGGGGAGGGCUGUGUGGGGAAAACCUCCCUUGUGCUGCGCUACUGCGAGAACAAGUUCAACGACAAGCACAUCACCACCUUGCAGGCAUCUUUCCUUACAAAGAAGCUUAAUAUUGGUGGGAAAAGAGUAAACCUUGCCAUAUGGGAUACAGCUGGUCAAGAAAGAUUCCAUGCGUUGGGGCCCAUCUACUACAGGGAUUCUAAUGGAGCUAUUCUAGUAUAUGAUAUAACAGAUGAAGACUCUUUUCAAAAGGUUAAAAACUGGGUGAAGGAACUAAGGAAAAUGUUGGGCAAUGAAAUCUGUUUAUGUAUAGUAGGUAACAAAAUAGACUUGGAAAAAGAGAGGCACGUUUUGGUUCAGGAAGCAGAAACGUAUGCUGAAUCUGUUGGAGCAAAACAUUAUCAUACUUCAGCUAAACAGAACAAAGGAAUUGAAGAACUGUUUCUUGACCUUUGUAAAAGAAUGAUAGAAACUGCUCAAGUGGAUGAACGAGGAAGAGGCAACGGCUCCAGUCAGUCGGGCACGGCGCGGCGAGGCGUACAGAUCAUCGACGACGAGCCACAAGUACAGAGCAGCGGCGGCUGUUGCUCUUCUGGCUAGCUAUAGAACUGUGCAUCACUGCCCUCUCGAGAUGAAGACUGCCAUAUUCCCAGUCACACCUCCUUUACCAGUGGAGUAAUAGAAUUAACAGUAUUUAAAAGUAAUCACAUGUAACACUGCAGAGACCUUAAGUGCUAAACUAGUGGCGUCCGUGACCAGAGAAUUGGCGUUUUCUACAGUGGUUUAACAAAGCAAUUUACCAAUGGCCUUUUUACAUACCUUUUUUUUUCUCUCUUUAAUAAGGAAUAAUAUGCAUGUAGGAAAAAACAAAACAAAGACCUCCUUAAAGGCUUCAUUUAUAUUCUUUUAAAUCAGAUCAUUAUUUAAUAACUUAUAUUACAUCGUUGUGGAAUGGUAUCUCUGGUUUGUUGCGGUUUUUUUUUGCAGCUCUUUGUAUUUUGUGGUCAAAUUUGAAUUGUUUCACUUGUAAAAAAGAAAAAAAAAACAACCAAAAAAAGGCAAAAAUUAUUUUUUUUUGUUUUUCCUUUCUUAAGUUUUGCAGAUAUCUGAAGUAAUAUUUUUGCAGGGCCUCCACAAGCCUAUAACUGUCGACUACUUGGAUAGAGUCUGUUCCAUCCUGUAUGCCAAGCUGGUAAAACAUAUUGUAAAUGAACAUAUUUAAUAUUUUUUCUGCUCUUUUUUUUGUUUUGUUGUCCAAUUGCAGGUGCAGAAAUAUGUACAUCAGUCUUGUCAGUGAUUGUGAAGUGAAAAAGUCAGUGAAAGAUGCUUUUCAUGUGUACUGUUGAAUUGCUCACUCUGUUUCCCCCCUGCCCCUCAACCUUAAAAGAGCUGUUUUGCUACAUUCAGAGCUGCAGCAGAAUUUAUCUCUCUCUUUUUUUAAGCCUUUUUAUGGUAAGCAACAGUAGAGUAUCCCCUUAGUAGGAAGAGAAUGCUUCCUUGGACUGCUGUUUAACACUGAGAUAUUUGACUCCCAGCUGAAACAGUUGGUGCAUGCACAUAUCUUGCCUCUGCAGUUCUGUUGGCCUCUUGGAAUAGCCCCAGAAAGUCAAAACAACUUCAGCCCUCAUCUGUCUGGCAGCCUUGGUAAGCCAGGUGCUUGGGGAAGCUCUUAAGAUGCACUAAUAUACUUGUGCCUCAAGCCAGCAUUCUAAACUAUUAAUCAGCAUUAUAUUCCCCACCCACUCUGUAUUGCAGGGUGUGAGUGAACAAAUGAAUUGGCACUAACUAGAACUGCUUCUGCUUUGCAGUGAUUAAGUGGAAUUGUAACUUUGGGGUUGAUAGACUGAACUGAACUUAUUCCUGACUUGCUCUUGUGAAGUAUUUUGAAGCCCACUUAAGUUCUGGGAGGAGAGUUUUCAGAACAAGUGUAUGAACUACUAUCCCAAAGGAACACAAAUGGUGGUAGCUGAAACUUCAAAGUGUUUUGUGCUCUGACUUCUUUUUUACUUAAGUUGUCAUGCUUGGAAAAACAGUAAAGGUGAUGUCUAUGACAAAAUAGAA
Pogoniulus pusillus (Red-fronted tinkerbird) is the source of this 2374-nucleotide messenger RNA. It is a transcript of the gene RAB21, whose product is annotated as RAB21, member RAS oncogene family. The record is from RefSeq and is a predicted model, not a curated record. The transcript is spliced from 7 exons. The coding region runs from base 245 to 913 and encodes 222 amino acids. Gene Ontology annotation, cellular component: endosome; Golgi apparatus. Lineage: Eukaryota; Metazoa; Chordata; Aves; Piciformes; Lybiidae. Gene Ontology annotation, biological process: Rab protein signal transduction. Gene Ontology annotation, molecular function: GTP binding; GTPase activity.